Onthophagus taurus is the source of this 1533-nucleotide messenger RNA. RefSeq lists its product as uncharacterized. NCBI's taxonomy places the organism in Eukaryota, Metazoa, Arthropoda, Insecta, Coleoptera, Scarabaeidae. The record is from RefSeq and is a predicted model, not a curated record.
CAUUAUUUUGUCAUCAUUAAUUACAUCCAAUAUUUCAAGAAUGACACUUUAAUUUUAAUUAAAUUAAUUAAAAUCCGUUUCGUUUCGCUUCCUCAACCACACACGGUCACAAAUCACAUACAACCCAACAUUAAUCUUGAUAAUUGAGGUGAAAAAGAGAAGAGAGCGCAAAAAAAAGCGCUUACUUAGUAGAUUUUCGUUUUCUUGAAGCACGCAUCACUCUACAUCCUCCACUUCCAACUCUCCACGUCUUCUCCGAGACGAACUCCACUCCAUCGCGCUUUUACUACACGAGAAAUAGAGCAUACUCGGUCUUAAAAAGACAUUUUCGACGCACCGCAAAUGCCAGUCUGUCCUCGACCUUCACAAUGGCACAGCUUUCCAUCGUUAUUUUUCGGUUCUUGGUGCUUCUCUUUAUUGUGUUGUGUUUUUAUUGUGAAGUUUUAGAAUGUAGUAGUAGUAAUAAACACUCUCGAAGACAUGAUAUUCAUAGGAUUGUGAUUAAACCAAAAAGGAAAACGAGUUACAAAAAACCUUAUUCUCACAUACCACAUGAUUACCAUCAUUAUACUUCGGUUCAGGAUGAAAUGUUUGAUCCUUACAACGCCGAACCAAGUCAUCAUUUAGACUCAUCGCCGAUUAUGGAUGAUCCAAUUCAAUAUAUGUCACCGCAUCAUGGUUUUUCAUCAAGAUAUCGAGAACCGGAACGGUAUAAAGAGUUUAAUAAAGAUUACAAAGAAAGAUUGAGAUAUCCAAGUUAUAAGCCGUAUCCAUCAUCGUCUCUUCAACAUUACGAAUUUGAACCUUAUAAACCGGGAUAUGCGGAUUAUAAGAGUUAUAGGGAGAUGAUGGAGGAAUACAAUCGAAAACAAGAAGAUGAGUUUAGAAGGCAACUUGAAAAAGCUAAGAUGCAAAUGCAUUUUGCUCAACAACAACAAUUAGAACAACAACAAUCGCAUCAAAUGCGAGGGCAGGAUGUUUAUCAAUAUGGCGAAUCGCAAGAGAGGCCUAUUUGGAAUGCUCCCGAUGAAAGUGGAUUAAUUAAAGGUGAUUGGAGUCCAAUGUCACAUUCAGAAUCCCCAUCGCAUAUUUCCCCCUCGUAUACAAAACCAUCAACAUUUAAUUUACCACUAUCUACAACACCGCAAACAUCUCAAUAUAUCGAUUUAACGAAAUUAGAUAUGACAACAUCACAACCUCAACGAUUAUUGCCAUUGAUUUCUGCGAAAAACUCAUCUAAAAGUGGCAAUGGAGGAAAACAGAAAAUAAAUUAUAAUUUUAGUCCGAAUUAUUUCCCGAAUCAUAAACCGGAAAGUGGUGUUAUUAAUGAAAACGAUGAUAAACCGAAGGAUUUGAAAGAAUAUUCAGCCGUUGUUAGUACUUCUUAUUCUACUUUGUGGGGAAAUAAUAACCAAAAUGAUGGUGAAAAUGUUGAUGAAAGUGGUAAAUAUCAAACGACUUCGGGAAGUUAUGGAAGUAGAACGAAGAUAAAAAGAACAAAACGACCUGCCACGUAUGGAAAUCAUUAAUUAU